AGAGUUAUGUUCAAAUAAAUAUAUAUCGAAUAAAUUUUCGACUUCACCAUGGACUUUGGAGAUAACGACUUACUGGGAGACAUCUUAUCCGAUGAUAGCAACGAUAGUUUUUUCGAUGAACCAAAACCUACAACCAAAACUUCGGCUACUAACAGACCGAGACAAACCGAAUCGAAAAAAGAAUCCAACAAAGAUGAUUUGCCUGGACUCGAAACCUCUACAAAGAGCAACGUGACAGAUUCCAAAGCAAAAAUCGACUGGCUGGGUCUGGAUAAGAAGGAUUCCCUCGAAACAGACAAAAAAGACCCCUUUCCAAGAACAAGGAAAACUACAAAAAAGAUAAGUUUUGAAGAUGACGAUAUUUUGGGUACGUUGGGGUUUGGCGAUAAGUCGGAAAAACCAAAAAGAGGAGAGAGUCCAUUGACUCUAGAACCGAAAGAUAAGAAAACCGACAUGCUCGAGAGCAUUCUGAAGAGUAACAGUAAAGAAAAACCAUUCGAAAAUGCGCCAAAAAUUGGUUCUGUAACAGCCAAAAGUACCAGUGAAGGUACUUUUGCCAAUAACCAAGAACUACCAUCAGGGUUUCCAAGGGAAGGGAGGCGAAAACGAGUCACUUCAGGAUUGGUGGAUCCUUUAGGCUUAUUUUCAGAUCAAACAAAUGAUGAUAUUUUUAGGCAGACGGACGCUCUUGAUGGCAAACAAACGAGAGCUCGUUCGUUUUCUUCUGGUGAUAUGAAAGAUGUUGAUGGAUUGUCGUCCACGAAAAGUCAAGUUGGAGACACUAGAAGUGUCCCGAAUCUGCUGGAAGCACAAGGAACACCUGACUGGCUGGGGCUCGCCCCCAAACCGAAAACAUCAGAAAGUGACUGGCCAGCAUCCUCCUACACCAAAUCGAAGUCAGAAAUAACGCUGAGCGAUAAGACCGAUUCUGCAGGCAACCUUGCUAAGACCACGGAAAAAAACCAAGUCAACUCCGAAUCGGACAGAACCAACUUCGAGACUUCGGGCUUUCAAACUCCCAUGUCCAAUGCCCUACUGAUGCACGAGAAGCUUGCCAAGUCUCAGGUCGAGUACCAGAGUGCUGCGGUAUCUUUGCAACAGCAGGAAUCCCAAAUACUGAUCGCUCUACAGAUGAAAAAAUACGAAGAUAGUCUGAUGGAGAUACAGCGGCAGCAGCAGGAAAUCAUAAUGAAACAGGAUCAGCAGUUUAGCGCUCUGCUGGAGCGACAAUUCGCCAAACAGCAUGCAAUGGAGAACAGCUUGAAACUGCAGCAAGAAAGGAUAAAUAACCAUAUUCAGCUAUUACUCACUCAACCAAGGGUGGAUAAUCCUAUUUUGCAUCUAAAAGAAGAGACAGAGAAAACAAGGGAAAUCGCAGAAGAUGAGUAUUUGAAAGCUAACGAGAAUCUUAUCAAUAAUCUGAAGCAGAGACAUCAUGAGGAAUUAUUCAUUUUGGAAGAAUCUUACAAGAAACAAAUAUCAGUUUUGGAGGAUUCAUCCCAACAAGUGGAAUCCAGAUUGAAAGCAGAACUGGAAACAGUUCUCUCUCAAAAUGAGUCGACUAUAAAUUCCCUCAAAGAAAACCACGAGAAGGAAAUACAGGCGAUACGAAAGAAGCUCGAAGAGGCGGAAAAGCAACAUGUUGAGGAAUUGAAACUUGUCAGGGAUAAUCAUCUACGUGUGAUAGAUGAAAUGAAAUACGAGCAUAACCUUCUGCUUGAGAACUUGAAGGAGUCCAGGAGACAGGAGUCGGCCAUCACCAAGGAAUCUGGUGACUACGGGAAGAUGUUGGACGCUAACAUCCAGUUGUUACACAACAAUAGUCAAAUAUUGCAAAGUGUGAGUGGAAAAGUCGAGACGCAAUACAGCGUCGUUUAUAGUACCAGAGAAGAGACGCUCAAAACCAAGGAAAAGGAGAUUGAGAUGAUGAGAAACACCUUAGAAAAGUGCAGGGAAUCUGCAGAAAUGGAGAGGACUCACCUUUUAGGCUUAGUUGGGAGCCUAGAAACGAAAAUUGCUGAAUUGAAUCAGUCAACCAGGGAGGAGCGGUGGGCCAUGCAACAGGCUGUGUCAACUUUGGCAGCCCGUUCCGCCGCUUUCGACAGGGAAACGGAGUUCUCUAGAGCUUCCAUAGAAAGAGAAAGAGAGCAACUGAAGGCAUUGAAGGAAUCACUUCUAGCGGAACAGGAGAAAAUGAUGCUUCAAUUAACCGAAGAAAAGCUGACGAUGUCAGCAGAAAAAGCACGUAUGGAAACCUCCAGUAAAUUGAACGUUCAAUUUGACACACAAAAGGCGAAAGCUGAACUUGAGGCGGCCAUCCAGGUGGCCAAAGAAGCAGCUGAAAUGACCGAUCGAGAGAGGGAGAUGCUGCAGAGGCGAAUAUUAGAAGUGGAAUCUUUGAAACGCGUCCUUAAGGACAAAGAACGAAAGUUGACUUCCAAAGAAGACGAACUCUCCGAAAUGUUAGAAUUGUCAGAACGUAAAUACCAGGAAGGAGAAAGAGCACUUAGGGAUGCAAAAAUGACCGAAGCCAAGUGCAACGAAAAAAUGAGGCUCCUCCAAUCUCAACUACUCCAGCUUUCCGCUAGGGAGAAGAAAAUAAGCGAAGAACAAAUAGCGUUGUCGAAGGAACGUUUGGCGUUGAACACGCAGUUAAGACAGAAGCAAAACUGCAGGUUAUGCUCAGCAGAAGGUUUGAAGAACGAGCGGUCAGAUGAAUGGACCAAUGAAUUCAGUAAUGCGAAUAUCAACAUUGCACCACGUUAUGACGUUACCGAAGCGGAAAUAUUCAGGCUACAGUUCGAAGAUAAGGAAGAGUAG
Molecule: messenger RNA, 2820 nt
Organism: Coccinella septempunctata (seven-spotted ladybird)
Lineage: Eukaryota; Metazoa; Arthropoda; Insecta; Coleoptera; Coccinellidae
Gene: twy
Product: fas-binding factor 1
Exons: 7
Coding region: 49-2820 (923 amino acids)
Biological process (GO): cilium assembly; establishment of epithelial cell polarity
Cellular component (GO): centriole; ciliary basal body; ciliary transition fiber
Source: RefSeq, a predicted model, not a curated record